This is a messenger RNA of Trematomus bernacchii (emerald rockcod), 3305 nucleotides long. RefSeq names its product WW domain-containing adapter protein with coiled-coil-like. NCBI's taxonomy places the organism in Eukaryota, Metazoa, Chordata, Actinopteri, Perciformes, Nototheniidae. The transcript has 13 exons. Gene Ontology annotation, biological process: regulation of autophagy; positive regulation of TORC1 signaling. Gene Ontology annotation, molecular function: RNA polymerase II complex binding; chromatin binding. Bases 287 to 1882 code for a protein of 531 amino acids. Gene Ontology annotation, cellular component: nucleus. The record is from RefSeq and is a predicted model, not a curated record.
GGUCCGUCUUCUCCGUUUCCUCCUGACUCUGCUGCUUUUCGCUCAACUACAUCGGCCGAACUAAGCGUAUACCGUAACUAUAUGCCAGACGAUGCACUGAGGGUGGUUUGUGAUAAAGACCACCCGCUAUGCAGUGCUUGUGCCCGAUGCACAGCUUGUAGGUAUCUGUUUGGUAGGUUAUAGAGAAUCCAGAUAUCAGGAAGCUGAAGAAAAGAGAACUGUGAGAGCAGACAUACAGGAGGCCACGGUUCCCCCUCUCACACACACACACAUCACCACGGCCUUGAUGGUGAUGUAUGCAAGGAAACCAGCAAGAGUCAGCGAUGGGUGCAACGACAGAAGGGAUUCACAAUCCUAUCAGACCCAUAAAUCUCAGCCAAAGAGCCAGUCUAGCAGCCUUCACCGCUAUGACAAGGUGCGCGAUGGCUCAUCAGACCCCACGCCCCCUUACAAGAUGCUGCGACGCUCUGACGAAAGUCCUGUCAGCAGACAUGGAGACGGCGCGGGGCAUGGCAAGGCAAAAACCUCUCACACGGUUAGAGGAAAAAAUGGGACCAGCGGCUCUCCUCAGGAGAACUCUCACAACAACAGCUCCCACCAUGCCUCCGACUCGCAUGCGACUCAGAGCAAGCCUGCAGACAGGCACCAGGAGCCAUCAGAUGACUGGACAGAACACAUCAGCUCCUCUGGGAAGAAGUACUACUACAACUGUAGAACUGAGGUCUCCCAGUGGGAGAAGCCCAAGGACCUGCUGGAGAGGGAACAACGACAGAAAGACCCAGUCAAGAUGCCGGCGAACAGUUUCCCCCGGGACAUGGACUACAGACAAGAGGCCUUGCAGGACAAAGCCUCAACAAAGGCCACAUCAGGGGACCAGUCCACAGCGUCCAACUCCGGCCAUUCCUCUUCCUCUUCUUCUCAGAGCCUGAACUCUGCUCCUGGUGCUUUAGGCUCCACCCCCUCCGCCAUGUCCUCCUCCACCUCCUCUUCCUCCUCCUCGGGCCAGGCGCCUCCGUCUGUCCAGUCCCCCUCCCCGGCGCUGCUGCAGGACCCCGCCCUCCUCCACCAGCUGCUGCCCGCGCUGCAGGCCACUCUGCAGAUGAACAACGGCAACAUGGACAUGGCCAAACUCAACGAGGUCUUGGCAGCUGCCGUUACCCAAGCUUCCUUGCGGUCUGUGCUUCAUAAGCUCCUCACUGCUGGACCUGCUUUCAACAUCACUGCUCUGCUGUCCGCCGCUCAGCACUCCAACCAAGCCCAGCACUCCAGUCAGUCCCCGGUCUCCCUGACGUCGGACGCCUCAUCACCGCGGCCGUACGUCUCGCCACGGAACGGCACGCCGCAGAGCUCCCAGAAACCCCCCCUGGGCAUGCACCCUGGCGGCGUCACAUCCUCACAAACCAGGGGCAGCAUGUCUUCAGCGAAACAAGGACCAGUCCCUGUGCCUCAGACCGCAGAGAAGCGUCCCGAGGACCCCAGAAUUAUCCAGCAGAGAAGCAGCCAGGAGCUCCUGUGCUCUGGAUCAAACGCACCCGGCGCUGCCUUGCCCCACGCCCCCCCCGGCAGCAGCAGCCAGACCCAGCCCGACAACCCCGGCACCUUCACCCCCAGCCUGGCAACUCAUUUUGACGAGAGCCUCAUCAGACAUAUCCAAGGAUGGCCUUCAGAGAACACUGAGAAACAGGCGGCUCGGUUGCGCGAGGACAUCCACAACAUGGGCAGCUUGUACAUGUCUGAGAUCUGCACGGAGAUGAAAAACCUGCGCUCCCUGGUCAGAGUGUGUGAAAUUCAGGCCACACUCAGGGAACAGAGAAUCCUGUUUCUGAGGCAGCAGAGCAAAGAGCUGGACAAGCUGAAGAACCAGAACUCGUACAUGGUGUGAGGACCUUACCUGAGGAGAAAGAACCGGGAUGGAUGGAUUGAAAUAAUGAUCGGAAAAGAGGAAUAGACACGGACAGCAAGCUGCUGCAGCCUGUUAAUUCUCCCUAGCAGAGAAGCUGUUAAAGAACCUCCAUCCUGAACACGUCUUUUUCUUUUUCUUUUCUUUAAAAAAAAAAAUCUUUUUCCAACGUCCACCACACAAAUUGCUCUCGCUGAAAGUACCGGUUCGGCGCGCGGACACUUUAACCGAGUGGACACGGAGGACCUGAGGCUCCUUUUUUUUCAUUUUCUUUUCAAGAACAGCACCUUUCGGGACCGUGAACCUUGGAUUGUGUGUAUUGUAUCGGGUUAACUUGUUUUCUGGUGUGUUUUUGAUGUGUAGUGGUCAGGAAAAGAUUACAUUCUUUGGAAAAUGAACAAAAAAAAACAAACCAUCUCAUAAUAAUCAGUGUGGCACAGUCCCGGAGGGGUGGGGGGGGUUGAUCAUGCUCCCCGAUCUUCUAGAAAUUGCAUUGAAAUGUAUGGAUUCAAUGGCAGUGAUGUUACUAAUGUUAUUUUUAAUUCACUAUACUUGUCCGUGUGUUUUUUUGCCAUACCCAGUGUGUCUUCGAAGCUGGUUGCUUUUACACAUCAUGAGAUUAGCGAAGACCACUUUUGGCCAGAUUUUCGAAAAAUCAAUACUUUAAAUGUGCUUCAGUUGCUUUGUCCCAGUGGUGCAGAUUUAGCUGGGACUCUAUGGCUAGCUUUGUCAAACACACUCCAGAUGUUUCAGAGCCAUUUUUUGAGGAAAAGCCCACAUUAUUGGACCUAGUUUGGCUGCUAGAACAUAUUUGGGGUCGUUUGUAGCCCUGCUAGCUAGUUUCUUCUGCUAAUUGUCUUUUCUUUUUUCUUUUUUCUUUUUUUAUAAUUGUUAGUAUUUUUGUUUCUCUCCCAAGUCAAAUAGGGAGAAUUAUUUCAUUCCUAUUUUGCAGCUUAGCAAGAGAUUGUGUAAAAGAAUAGGAAAGCGACUGAAUUCGCAGUAAUGUAAAGCUAAAUUAUUGUUGCACACGAUUGAUUACGCCCUUCUAGUCAUAAUGGUUUAUACAAAGAUCGAUGGAAAGACAUUUUAUUUUAGUUAUUGUUUGGAGCCCUUUUAUCAACAGACUCAAGCAAGACUAUUUUUAAAAAAAAAAAUGUUAAGGGCUCAUUCAUCAUGAGAGGGUUUACUUUUUUUACGAACAUGAACAUGGAUUUUCAGUCGUACACUUCCACACCCCAUAAAGCAACUUCCCCUUUUCUUUUGUCUUUCAUCUCUUUUCCUCGUCCUUGACUAGUUUCCACCAGAUCUGAUGUGCACACUUUUUUCGUUUUGUUUUGGGGGGUGGGGGGGAAGGGAUCGGGGCUUUGUAUUCCAUAAAAUAUGAGAAUAAAAUAUUAUACCACAA